Halichondria panicea is the source of this 2007-nucleotide messenger RNA. RefSeq names its product FERM domain-containing protein 8-like. Gene Ontology annotation, cellular component: plasma membrane. The record is from RefSeq and is a predicted model, not a curated record. The transcript has 8 exons. NCBI's taxonomy places the organism in Eukaryota, Metazoa, Porifera, Demospongiae, Suberitida, Halichondriidae. The coding region runs from base 107 to 1897 and encodes 596 amino acids. Gene Ontology annotation, biological process: negative regulation of canonical Wnt signaling pathway.
CGUACAGUUUCCUGUGAAGAUCUACAUGCAACCUUGCAUGUCAACUGUAAACAAACAAGCCGCUCUAGUUUAGCCAGCCUACCCGUACCCAUAGCUAGCUCUAGUCAUGGAGGCCCGCACCUCUAGCCCAGAGCCAUUGAUAACUGACUCAAGGUCUCCCAGUGUAACAGACACGAGCAGCGAACAGGAGGCCAUUGCCUCCAAGGAGAAGACCCUUGACUCCCCAGCCUCCAAGGAGAGGGCACUUGACUCACCUCUCUCUCAGUCCCCUGCACACACAACCAGAGGGGGGAGGAUUAAGCCUAUCACGCUGUGUGUGUACACGCUGAAGGAGGGCACCAAAUGUACUAUGACCUUUCCCACCGGCCGGAACACCACAGCAGAGCAGAUCACGGAGGAUAUGAUGAAGGAACUGGGCAUGCCCGUUCAACUACAAAAUGUCUUUGGUAUUUGGCUUACCUCAAAGUUCCUACAGCUGCAGUUGAAGCCAUACCACUUACCAUGCAAGCUGUUCAAGAGAUGGAGGGACCUCCUCUCACAGUACACCAACGCCACCUACGAGGAGGUUACAAAAGAUGAGCCAAUUCUGUCCUUUCAACGCAAUGCUUUCUUUGGUCUCAAAGACGAGAGGAAGUUACUGGACCCCAAACUGAAUGCAGCCAAGGCCAUCGACCUUCUCUACCACGAGGCUGUGUUUAACGUGACCAAGUCUCGUUACCCAAUGACCAGAGAUGAGUACCACGAUCUAGCCGGCCUCCAAGCAACUCUAGUGGCCUCCGAAUCAUUUGACCAGAACCCUAAUCCCAGCCACUACCAGAGCUCUCUCUCUAAGUACUACCCCAGCCACAUGGUUCCCGUGGAAACACGCAAACUAGGGAAACUCUUCAAACAAAAGUCUGUCGAGGGUAAAGACACUCCACAACUGUUUGUCAAAAGUAUGAAAGAAGUUUGUACGAAAAAGCUUGAAGCGUAUCAGCUCAAAGUACUGUAUCUUCAGAGGUGUUGGCAGAAGCCCUUCUAUGGAUCUGUGUUCUUCAAGGGCCAAAUAAAGAAGCCGUUUAAACCAGUUCACCUGCUAGUGUACACAGACAAGCUGGUGACCGUGGCCAUUAAUGCUGACUGUCUGCACCUCUUCUCUGUGUCUGCUCAACCAGAGACGCUCCUCUACCUACCGUACGACCUGCUCUCCUGGGAGCUAGCCAUGGCCAGUGAAGAGGGGGAGGACUUGUACUCGUCUCUAUGGCUAGAGUUUGACUCUGUGUUGAACAACGAGGGAGGGGAGGCAGUAAAGGUUGCAAAGAGGAUACAGGUGUUCUCACGUCAGGCCCCAAUGAUGGACGCUAUGAUUGGUCGCUGUGUGGCCGAGAUCAACAAGAAAGAGGAGGAGUUGAGACAGUUGCGACUGCAGCAGGGGAACCAAGAGUUUCUGCCUGAAGUGAGCAUCAAGACCCCGUGUGCUCAGGGGGAAAGCCCCAGAGUACAGAGACAGGAGAGAAACUUCAAGGAGGACAAGCUCGGCUGCGAGGUCUACUCUGAAGAUGGCAGUCAGACCUCCAGUUUUACGAUUUCACGAGUCCUCAAGAGAAAGAAGUCCAAACCCACCCUCCUAGACGCUACCACCGUCUCUAACCCAGCUAAUGAGACUGCUAUGGAGGCCACCACCGUCCCUAACCCAUAUGAGACUGCUAUGGAGGCCACCACCGUCCCUAACCCAGCUAAUGAGAGUGCUAUGGAGGCCACCACCGUCCCUAACCCAGCUAAUGAGAGUGCUAUGGAGGCCACCACCGUCCCUAACCCAGCCUAUGAGAGUGCUAAUAUGGAGCAGCUGGUACAACGCCCACGCAGCCAUUCUCAAUCAUCACAGGGAUCCACUCAUUCCCUCACUACGCGACUCUAGCUGGUCAUAGCAUUUUAUCAUGAAUGUUUAUAUAUAACUGAUAUUCUGUGUGUGUGUGUCAAUGAUUUUAUUGUGUAAAAAAGAACUUUUAAUCACUAUAAUUAUAUAUA